AUGAGCAUCCUUCCCGGGACAACAACGCAGCCCUGGACCUCGUUCGACAUUACCGCCAACUGCUCCCUGACCGGCAACUACUUCGCCUGGGUCGUAACGCAGGACAACGAGCCUCCGUUCCCCGAGGUCGCCAAGUUUUGGCGCAUGACGGUGGGACUAGAAGGCGCCCAGAACCUGUCCGACGCCGUAGUCAUUGAGUGGCACGAGUGGGCGCGUUCCAACGGGUCCGACCUGGUCUACCAGGUAAACAUCCUCGACGCCUGCCGAGAUGAGCUUUGCCGAUCCAUCGGCUCCGAGAUCGACGGGGGCCUCGCCGGCUUUGGGGUCCUCGCAUCCUACGGCCUAGGAGCCGUCUUUUUGACCCUCUACGGUGGGUUUGCCCUCCGCGGUUUCUUCAAGCGCCGCAAAACCACGACGGCUCUGUCCGAGAAGCCUCACACGGCCCCGCCAGACGGCACCCCCGGCUUUCUCGGACGUAUCGACGAGGCCUUGCGAUGCACGACCUAUGAUCUCUUCACCGCGGCUGCCUUCCUCUCCCUCGGGGUCCAGGCCACCGUGAUAUAUAGCCAGGUCGCACCCGCCACGCACCACUACAACUCGUCCCUCCAGCUCAUCGUCUCCGCCCUGGCAUUCUACCCGCUCGCCGCAAUGCUCCCACUGGUCCUCGCCUCCGGCCGCCGCAGCCUGCUGAAGGGCGCCAUCCUCGUCUCCCUGUUUGUCGUCCACACGGGGGCGUGGGUCCUCUGCACCAACGGCGCCCAGGACAACUACUACCACAAUGAGACUCCCAUGCAGCUCUGCCCGCAAAACCAUCCUCCGCAGGCCGUGGUCUCGGCGGCCAUGUUCACCAUGGCCGCCAUGGUCUGGAUGCCGCCCCUCUUCGGCAUCUGCCUGAGCGUCGUGCUCUGCUUCUACCGGUGCAACAGCCGCGUCAUGUGGCAGGCCAAGUGGCUCGACAAGGUCGCCCAGGGGGCCGUGGUCCUCUACGCGGCUGCAAACUUCAUCUGCAUGUGGGGCGCCUGGACUGCUCUCGUUGUCUUCAUCAAGGGUGCACCGCGGAGGGCCGAGGAUGUCUGGAACCUUGGUCAGGCUCUGGCCCUCACUCCUUGGAUACCGGUGCUGGUGGAGUUUGCGUCCAUUCUAUGCGGCAAGUCUUACAUACCGGGUACCGAGGCGGGCCUUGCCGGCCGCCUGCCCCUUGGUUUUGACGUGGUGCGGCAGGAGAAGGUUCUUCACCAGCAGGAAGAUACUGCAUUCCUGGACGAUUCUCCUGUCCAUUGA
Molecule: messenger RNA, 1281 nt
Organism: Colletotrichum higginsianum IMI 349063
Lineage: Eukaryota; Fungi; Ascomycota; Sordariomycetes; Glomerellales; Glomerellaceae
Product: C6 zinc finger domain containing protein
Exons: 3
Coding region: 1-1281 (426 amino acids)
Source: RefSeq, a predicted model, not a curated record